This is a messenger RNA of Lachancea dasiensis, 573 nucleotides long. The record is from the annotation of a GenBank genome assembly. NCBI's taxonomy places the organism in Eukaryota, Fungi, Ascomycota, Saccharomycetes, Saccharomycetales, Saccharomycetaceae.
AUGGAAGCGGACGUACGAUAUACUUUUCUGGACGCGCUGGACCACCUGCCGUCGGAUCUUAUCCGAAGCCUAUGGGUGAUCCAGUCCCUGGGCCUACGCAGCGAGCCGGAUCGAGCGUUUGUGGACCAAGAAGCGCUGAAAGAAGCGCAGCACAUCGAAAGAAUGCUUCAGCAGCAGCAAGAGCGACUGGAGUUCCAGAUGCAGGAAAUGCAGGAAAUGGCUGCGAUUCAGGCCAGGUACAUGGCGCACGAGGGCGCCAUUGAGGUGAAGACCAAAACUGCCAAAACAAAGAACACCAAGUAUGCCGCGCAACAGCAAGCAGGACGACUGCCACAGAUCCCAGAGCCGCUGAAGAUUAAGAUAAACCUCAAACCCAGCCACCCGCAAGAAACGGUCUAUUGUACAUGCAGGGACGUUUCCUACGGUGCCAUGGUCGCAUGCGACAACAAAAAGUGUCCCACCGAGUGGUUUCAUUACGGAUGUGUUGGGCUGACGCAUGCACCCAAGGGGAAGUGGUACUGCAGUGAACGCUGCAACCGGCAGGCCAACAAGAAGAGGUUUAUGAAUUUAUGA